CCGUGUAGGGGAACCUGAUUUGAGAUCAGUUCUUGGAGAACACAAAGAAGUGUGGUGGUGUGUUCCAGGAUUGAACCAGCUGCCCUUUGACCCUGCCAACAACAACGAGCCCCUGCAGUUUGGUAGUGCCAGUGGCCCUCUGGUCACAGAAGGCCUCAUUGAGAAUGGAGGGGAAUCAAGCAAGAAAAGAAAGAGAACAAAUGCUCCUUCAGCUGAUAAUAGUCGAACUCUGAAUGUGGAUUCCACUGCAAUGACACUACCUAUGUCUGAUCCAACUGCAUGGGCCACAGCAAUGAAUAAUCUUGGAAUGGCACCACUGGGAAUUGCUGGACAACCAAUUUUACCUGACUUUGAUCCUGCUCUUGGAAUAAUGACUGGAAUUCCACCAAUUACUCCAAUGAUGCCUGGUUUGGGAAUAGUGCCUCCACCAAUUCCUCCAGAUAUGCCAGUAGUAAAAGAGAUCAUACACUGUAAAAGCUGCACGCUAUUUCCUCCAAAUCCAAAUCUUCCGCCCCCUGCAACCCGAGAAAGACCACCAGGAUGCAAAACAGUAUUUGUGGGAGGCCUGCCUGAAAAUGGGACAGAACAGAUCAUUGUGGAAGUGUUUGAACAGUGUGGAGAGAUCAUUGCUAUUCGGAAAAGCAAAAAGAACUUCUGUCACAUUCGCUUUGCUGAGGAGUACAUGGUGGACAAAGCCCUUUAUCUGUCUGGUUACCGCAUUCGCCUGGGCUCUAGUACUGACAAGAAGGACACAGGCCGGCUGCACGUUGAUUUUGCACAGGCUCGAGAUGACCUGUAUGAGUGGGAGUGUAAACAGCGCAUGCUAGCACGAGAGGAGCGCCACCGGAGAAGGAUGGAAGAAGAAAGAUUGCGCCCACCAUCCCCACCCCCAGUGGUCCACUAUUCAGAUCAUGAAUGCAGCAUUGUUGCUGAAAAACUAAAAGAUGAUUCCAAAUUCUCAGAAGCUGUGCAGACCUUACUCACCUGGAUAGAGCGAGGAGAGGUGAACCGUCGCAGCGCCAACAACUUUUAUUCUAUGAUCCAGUCGGCCAACAGCCACGUGCGCCGCCUGGUGAACGAGAAAGCUGCCCAUGAGAAAGAAAUGGAAGAAGCAAAGGAGAAGUUCAAGCAGGCCCUUUCUGGAAUUCUCAUUCAAUUUGAGCAGAUAGUCGCUGUGUACCACUCUGCCUCCAAACAGAAGGCAUGGGACCACUUCACAAAAGCUCAGCGUAAAAACAUCAGUGUUUGGUGCAAACAAGCUGAGGAAAUUCGCAACAUUCAUAAUGAUGAAUUAAUGGGAAUCAGGCGAGAAGAAGAAAUGGAAAUGUCUGAUGAUGAAAUAGAAGAAACAACAGAAACAAAAGAACCUGAGGAAUCAGCCUUAGUAUCACAGGCAGAAGCUCUGAAGGAAGAAAAUGACAGCCUCCGUUGGCAGCUUGAUGCCUAUCGGAAUGAGGUAGAACUGCUCAAGCAAGAACAAGGCAAAGCCCACAGAGAUGAUGACCCAAAUAAGGAACAGCAGCUGAAACUCCUGCAACAAGCCCUGCAAGGAAUGCAACAGCAUCUACUCAAAGUCCAAGAGGAAUACAAAAGGAAAGAAGCUGAACUUGAAAAAAUCAAAGAUGACAAGUUGCAGGUGGAAAAAAUGUUGGAAAAUCUUAAAGAAAAGGAAAGCUGUGCUUCUAGACUGUGUGCAUCAAACCAGGAAAGUGACUACCCACUUGAGAAGACCAUGAACAGCAGUCCGAUCAAAUCUGAACGUGAAGCACUGCUAGUGGGGAUUAUCUCCACAUUCCUUCAUGUUCACCCAUUUGGAGCAAGCAUUGAAUACAUCUGUUCCUACUUGCAUCGUCUUGAUAAUAAGAUAUGCACCAGUGAUGUGGAAUGUCUCAUGAGUAGACUCCAGCAUACCUUCAAGCAGGAAAUGACUGGAGUUGGAGCCAGCCUGGAAAAAAGAUGGAAAUUCUGUGGUUUUGAGGGCUUGAAACUCACCUGAAUCUCUUUGCCUGACAACCUGGGAUCCUGAAAAUAAGUGUGUGUUGGACAAGCUUGAAAAGUGAUUUGUGUUUUCAAUGGUUUUCAAGUGGGAAUUACUUUGAAUUUGUCAAUUCAUUUCUGGAAUAUCUUUUGAGUUAAAAUAAGGAUCCUAGAACAGCACCUCAAGCUACAGGCCCUAAAGAGAAAUUGCCUCAAACCUCAAGUGCUGUAAUGUCCUCCCCUUUCUGUCAAUUGGUUGUCUUUUCUUAGUAGCAGUAUUGAAAGAGUCUUGAGGCUAAAGAGUGUUUGGAGUGUUUUCAGUGUCUGUACUACUGUUGUAGACUUUGGUAUUUUUUUAAACACUGUUAACUGAAAUGUUUUGAUGACUUCUAUGUGAUUUGUGUUUCCAAACUUCUCUUCACAUUAAUGUUGCUACUGGUGAAAGGAAUGAGAGGAACGCCAGGUACUCUGUGUAGCUGCCGUUGUCUUUCCAAUCCUCAGUAGACCAGUAAAUGAAUCACACAUCAGCAUCUUCUAGAAGGUGCUUCAUGUUCACCUUUUAAAUAACAAAGCAUGGUUUGUGGCUUUUUGCAAAAUUACUAUGAACCAAAAGUUGACAAAUGUUCUAAAGCUAUUUUCUCUAAUAUAUCAGAUAAAAGGUC
Messenger RNA from Cynocephalus volans (Philippine flying lemur), 2639 nucleotides. It is a transcript of the gene ENOX2, whose product is annotated as ecto-NOX disulfide-thiol exchanger 2. Gene Ontology annotation, molecular function: RNA binding; oxidoreductase activity. NCBI's taxonomy places the organism in Eukaryota, Metazoa, Chordata, Mammalia, Dermoptera, Cynocephalidae. The transcript is spliced from 15 exons. The record is from RefSeq and is a predicted model, not a curated record. Gene Ontology annotation, cellular component: plasma membrane; external side of plasma membrane. Bases 251 to 1996 code for a protein of 581 amino acids. Gene Ontology annotation, biological process: ultradian rhythm.